AUGGACAUGGCAAGGGAAAUAAUAAAUAGUUAUAAAAAAGAUAAUAAGCUUAAAAAUUUGAUUCUUGUCGAAUCUGCAAUUCAACAUGAAUAUGAACGCAAUGAAGAUGGACGAGGAUAUCUACUAAACUUUAUGAAAACUAAUAAACUUGAACAACUCAAAGCUUUUCCUGAUUCAAUUUUGGCUUAUAACAAUUUCCUUUCUGUGGUUACAUAUAUUUAUUUUAAUAAACUGGGAGUUGAAGAAAUGAAUAAAAUGUUAGCUUCUCCAAAGGAAGAACAGGAGGAGGAAGUUAAAGAUGAAAAGGUUAAUGAUGAAAAGAAAAAAGGAAAGAAGGAAGAUGUUAAAGUUAAAGGGAAAGAAGUGGUUAAAGAUGAGAAGAAAAUGGAUGUAGAGAAGGAUAAUAAAAAUGAAAACAAGGAAGGAGUAAAGGAUGCUAAAAAGGAAGAUGUUAAGUUGAAAGGGAAAGAAGUGGUUAACGAUGAGAAGGAGGAAGAAAAGAAGGAUGUAGUUAAACACGAGGAGAAGAAGGAAGGUAAAGAGAAGAAGAAGGAUGAAGUUAAAAAAGAAAAGGAGUAAAAUGGGUAAACUUUGAUGAAUUAUU
Molecule: messenger RNA, 604 nt
Organism: Meloidogyne enterolobii
Lineage: Eukaryota; Metazoa; Nematoda; Chromadorea; Rhabditida; Meloidogynidae
Source: the annotation of a GenBank genome assembly